Messenger RNA from Engraulis encrasicolus (European anchovy), 1111 nucleotides. RefSeq lists its product as uncharacterized. The record is from RefSeq and is a predicted model, not a curated record. NCBI's taxonomy places the organism in Eukaryota, Metazoa, Chordata, Actinopteri, Clupeiformes, Engraulidae. Bases 229 to 867 code for a protein of 212 amino acids. The transcript is spliced from 2 exons.
ACAUGAAAAUCCCAAACGUCCGACUUAGCGAAUAACACCUGUCUCACUGUAUACACACACCUGCCUCCCUCCACUAUUCCCCAUCAGGUGCAGCUGCAGAACAUCCCUAGCUCCGCCUUCCAGAACACCACAGAGUUCCGGGACAAGUACCUGGCGUGGCCCCUGACGACGAGCUCCAGGCAACAGCAGCCGCGUCAGAUAGCCAGUUACGUGGCUCCGAGCGGCUCAAUGGCCUUCGACACCACCACACACACAGACUACAUACGGCAUGAGGGGGCCGAACCACCUCCCAGGGCACUCAAGCCAGUCAUACAGGCGUGGGGUACGGAGCGGCCCAUAGCGGCAUCCAACCGCCACGCAUCUCAUCACGCAGUACCCUCGGCAACCACCAGGGGUCGCCCUGCAGAGAGACGGUUGCCGGGGAAACCGCAUCAGCACCAGGGCGAAACAGAGGGGUCUAGAGCCGCCACCACCUACCGCUCCAACUACACCUCCACCAAGAGCGGCACCAAGACAGGCCAUCGUAACGCACACAAGUCCCCGCCAGUCUGGAAGCCUUGUGGCAUUGCCAACAGUGCCAACCCGACAUCCACGCGCAGGGCACGCACCCCCAACCCUCGGGAUGGCAAAGCGCCAGCCUGUCCCGCCAGCUUCACCGAGCCGCCCGGUUACCAGGACACUCGCACCACCGUGUCCGGGCACCGCAUGUUCCAACGCACGCUCUCCGGGGCGGAGGACGGGCCGGGCAAGCGGGGGGUUGCCACGGUUGCCACCAACGGCCAAUCACAGCAGCCUCAGAGGCGAGGACACAGCACAGGGAGCGCGACUGCAGUGGUGGCCGACGGCAGAGGCAGGGGUCAGCACUAGAGGUCACGAACUUUGACCUGUGACCUCUCAGUGGAGCCUGACCUGUCCUACGCACUAUUAUGCCCCAACAUCACCUCAAAGCCUUUCCCCUAUUUUUCUAUCCAGAACAAGUUUCACAUACGGAUCACGAGCCACUAUUUUACUCAAACCUUAAAACUUUUCACCAAACUUAAAAACUUUUAACAACAUUUUAACCAAAACGUGAGCACAUAUCAAAGAAAAAAAAUAAAAUGUUAAAAACACA